Molecule: messenger RNA, 816 nt
Organism: Eucalyptus grandis
Lineage: Eukaryota; Viridiplantae; Streptophyta; Magnoliopsida; Myrtales; Myrtaceae
Product: protein UPSTREAM OF FLC
Exons: 5
Coding region: 1-816 (271 amino acids)
Source: RefSeq, a predicted model, not a curated record
AUGAAAAUAGGAGAGACUGAAUGUGCUAUUUUCGCAGCUGCAGAGAUGCAGAGAGAACUGGAGACCAUUACUGGAGAAGUGAGAAGAAUUAAAGUCCUUUACUUCCACAGGCAUGGCUGCGGGACUGGGGGCGGGGUUGAGCAGCCCCACCUAUUCUGUGCCUAUCAUGGCAGCAGCAAUGACCUUCUUUUCAAAGAUAUUAAGAGGUGGCUUGCGGAUUUGAGAGGAAGCCACUUGACCUGGGCCUUCUCUUGGUCCUACAAAAGGAGGUACAAGAUGGGAUAUAUCUGGCAAGACGUACUGGAUGACGAUCUUUUGAUGCCUAUAUCUCUAUCAGUUUAUCCUUCCUGGAUCGAGUCUUGUUUAUGCGACGAUGAAGCAUCCACUGGUAAUAAUGUAUCCAGUUCCAGAGAAGAAGUCAGAGACAAGUACCCCCAUUCCUCGCAGACAGAAUCACCCACAUUACUACAACAAUGCCCUCUCCCCAGCUCAGACACAUCAACGUUGACCAUCAUCAAAUCAGUGCAUCUCGAGGAUGAUGGGAAGCAUUCUGGUGUGAGUGAACCCAACAACCAUAGUCACUGUAAUAUUUCUUUCAAAUUUGGCUUGCUACGUAAGAAAAACAUGGAGAAUUGUGAGAGGAUCACUGGAGGGAUGGCUAGAACACCUGUUUCUUCCGUUUCAACCUUGUCAUCUGCUCAAACUCCAUUAACAGAGAGCAAGAGGCGUUAUAAGGGAACAUCCCAAAAGUUCAGGAAUCUAAUUACAUGUGGUGCCACAGAUACAAACGAUGCAGUCUUGGUGAUGAUUGAUUAG